AUGCUAUCAUCGCUUUUCAAACCGUGUUUCUCUCUUCAGUUAUCUACCCGCAUUUCCGUUAACUCCUCUUCCGUAAUCCCUUUCAAUUUCUCAUUCCCUCUCUCUUCAACCCCUCGCCGUGCAAUGUCAAAACCUCGCCCCUCCGCCUUCGACGCCCUCAUGUCCGGCGCACGCGCCGCCGCCGCCAAGAAGAAACCCCCUCCGCCUACCUCAUCCUCAUCUCCCAAGAAAAGAAAAUCUCCUCCGCCUUCGCCUUUGCCUAAACCUCCUCAAUCCACACUCUCCGCUCAAAACCCUAACACCAACCUCAAAACCCUAGAAACAGUUGAAUCAGUUCAACAACCCCAUGAAACUGUCCAGGAAGAACCUCCGAGCAAGAUCCGUAACACUUUACCUUCUCCUAAGGACGUAGUCGCCGAAUUGAAGGAACGAGUUCCGCAGCUGAAGAAGAAACCGUCGAGUUUUGACCCGAGUGAGGUUGCUUGCUGGGAGAAAGACAAGCCUGUGCCGUUUUUGUUACUCUGUUUGGCGUUUGACAUGAUUGCAGCCGAGAGUGGGAGGAUUGUGAUGACUGACAUUGUGUGCAAUCUGUUGAGGACUGUUAUACACGCUGCGCCGGAUGAUCUUGUUUCGGUUGUUUAUUUAUCUGCGAACAGAAUUGCUCCGGCUCAUGUAGGGUUAGAAUUGGGGAUUGGUGAUGCUUCUAUUAUUAAGGCGCUUGCGGAGGCGUAUGGAAGGACCGAGAAGCAGAUUAAGAAUCAGUACAAGGAAAAAGGUGACUUGGGCUUAGUUGCGAAAGCUAGCCGAUCAUCGCAGUCUAUGAUGCGGAAGCCUGAACCUUUGACUAUUACAAAGGUGUUCAACAUAUUUCAUCUUAUUGCAAAGGAAUCUGGAAAAGACAGUCAAGAGAAGAAAAAGAAUCACAUAAAGUCACUUCUUGUUGCUGCAAUUGACUGUGAACCUCUAUACAUAAUCCGUUUGCUACAGUCAAAAUUGCGAAUUGGAUAUGCCGAGCAAACUCUCUUAGCUGCAUUAGGUCAUGCUGCAGUGUAUUCUGAAGAACAUUCUAAACCGCCUCAUGAAAUUCAGUCUCCUUUUGAAGAGGCUGCUAAAAUUGUUAAAAAAGUCUAUUCUGUUCUUCCCGACUAUGACAAAAUUGUGUCUGCACUUCUUUCACAUGGUGUAUGGGAACUUCCAAAGAAAUGUGAUUUCACUCCCGGUGUUCCUGUUGGGCCUAUGCUGUCAAAAGCAACCAAAGGUGUAGCUGAAAUUCUAAAUAAGUUUCAGGAUGUAGAGUUUACAUGUGAAUACAAAUAUGAUGGAGAGCGUGCUCAGAUACAUUACUUGGAGAAUGGCUCAGUAGAGAUUUACAGUAGAAAUGCUGAACGGAACACUGGGAAGUUUCCUGAUGUUGUUGCGGCAGUUUCAAGGUUAAAGAAAACAACAGUAUCAUCCUUUAUUCUUGAUUGUGAACUUGUUGCAUAUGAUCGUGCAAAACAGAGAAUCCUUCCUUUCCAGGUGCUUAGUACUCGGGCCCGCAAAAAUGUCAGCGUGAGUGACAUAAAGGUUGAAGUUUGCAUAUUUGCUUUUGAUUUGUUGUACCUCAAUGGCCAAGCACUUCUUCAAGAAAACCUGAAAAUCCGUAGAGAGCAUCUGUACGGCUCUUUUGAGGAAGAGACUGGAUUCUUUCAGUUUGCAACAUCAACUACAUCAAAUGAUGUUGAGGAGAUACAAAAAUUUCUUGACGAAGCUAUUGAUGCAAGUUGUGAGGGAUUAAUUAUUAAAACAUUGCAUGAAGACGCCACAUAUGAGCCCUCCAAGCGGUCACUCAACUGGCUGAAACUGAAGAAAGAUUAUAUGGAUAAUAUUGGGGACUCGCUAGAUUUGGUACCUAUUGGUGCUUUUGCUGGUCGAGGGAAGCGCACAGGAGUGUAUGGUGCUUUUCUCCUUGCUUGCUAUGACACUGAUAGGGAAGAAUUUCAAGGUCUUUGUAAGAUAGGAACUGGAUUCACAGAAAACGUGCUUGAAGAACGUUCUACUAGCCUUCGCACUAAAGUGAUUCCCAAACCAAAGGCAUAUUAUCAAUAUGGAGAAUCAGUCAAACCUGAUGUCUGGUUUGAAGCUAGUGAGGUGUGGGAGGUAAAAGCCGCAGAUCUGACCAUUAGCCCUGUUUACCGAGCUGCAGUGGGAACAGUAGAUCCCAAUAAGGGAAUAUCUCUGCGAUUUCCGCGUCUACUUCGAGUUCGGCCAGACAAAGCUCCUGAACAGGCCACCUCUUCAGAGCAGAUUGCUGAAAUGUAUAAAGCUCAGAAGCACAAUCACAACGACAUUCAGGAUGCCAGACAGAAUGAUGAUGAAGAUGUUUAA
This is a messenger RNA of Vicia faba (fava bean), 2367 nucleotides long. NCBI's taxonomy places the organism in Eukaryota, Viridiplantae, Streptophyta, Magnoliopsida, Fabales, Fabaceae. The record is from the annotation of a GenBank genome assembly.